Molecule: messenger RNA, 2345 nt
Organism: Mycena citricolor
Lineage: Eukaryota; Fungi; Basidiomycota; Agaricomycetes; Agaricales; Mycenaceae
Source: the annotation of a GenBank genome assembly
UACGACUAUUCCUUACGUACUCAUCUCUAUCCGCCAAGUCAUCGAGACGGCAUUCAUGCUCAUUUCAUUCCAACUGUCGCGAGGGCGCGCGAACGUCGGUUCAUCACGCUAUCUUCCGGCGUGUCCGCAAUAUCAAAUUCCAAAACCGCGCAGGACACGUAAUUCUCCUCCCGUCGAACACCGGUACAAGUGUCGAGACGCGUGCACCAGCGACCCACCGAGCGCCGUGCACCGUCUGCUGAAUCCUGAUUACCUGCCCGGCCAGGCACUGCUCGCUCGGGAAGAGUGCGCUUAUCUGCCGGCGGCUCAAAACGUGGUUUCAUUCUCGACUCCGUCCGAAGUUCGAAGCGCCUCGCCAAUCACUGAUCCCUGUCAGAAGCACUGGCACGCCCAUUGUCCUUCGGACGUACUUAAAUAAAAACCCUCGGCCGCGGCACUGGGCCCUUGCAUCCGUCUCCCUCGACCCCCUCCUCCCCCUCUUCCUGCUUCUGCCGCUGCUGUGGCUUCCUGUGCACCGGUGUCCAGCAGCGAGGACCGUCUGGGCUGCCAGUGGGCCAGGCGCCCCUUCGUCCCCUUGAUUGUGCCAUGCUUCCCUUUGCGCUCAAGCUGGUGUGGUGCAUACUGUGCCUCCUCGGCACGGUGCUGUCGUGGGCGGCCUUCAUGGCCCUUGGAUCGCUGAUGGGCACGACCUGGGCGCCGUUGUGUUUCUGCAUCGCAGUGACAAUGUAUGAAGGGAUGUUCUGCCUAGGCAUGAUAUGGCGAAUGGAUCCGUCGAGCAUGCCCAGAGCCUUCUGCAUCGCGCAAACACUCGUCAUGGAGGUGUCCAUGUUCUUCCUCGGCGGCAUCUGCAUGGCCCUGUGCAUCGCGACGAGCUUGCACAUCCUCAAGCCGAAGAAGUGGGGCAAUAUACAGACGUCGUUCAAAUGGAGAUCGAUUUAUGUGCUGCCCGUGAUCAUCUACCCACUGGCCGCGUCCGGCAUACAACUGGCCUUGGCGUUUAAGACGAAUGCGAUCCAGGCGGCAAACGACAUGUACUGCGACGCGACCAAUCCACUCUGGGUGCGGCUGACUGGACAUGCGAUCCCCGUGGUGCUCAUCUUCCCGUCGGCGGUUCUGUCCGUCAUCUCCAUCCGCCGGGUCAUCCGGACGCUGAAGCACGUCGAGCGCGCGCGGCAGGACGACCACGAGCUUCCUCGCCAGAUGCGCCGGGAGCACCGUCACCUCGGGCUGAAAGGCUCGAGCCCAACAUCGCCGUGUCCCUCGGAGGAGAUGUUCCCGCCGUCUCCCGGGAGACAGCUAGUGCAUCCCAGAUUCCCGGUCCAGGCGAGCCACCAGCGGAUGGGCUUCCAUCUGCCGUUCUUCCGGCGCAUGAAGACGUUCUCGGGCCACCCGUCACCUCCACUGCCGUCGCCGUCACCGCGGCCUGCUGAUGGAGACACGGAUAGUGUGGCGUCCUCGAGCUUUCCGACGUUCGCGCCGAUGAUCGACCCGAAGGACAAGCUGUUUCCGACGCGGAGUCGGGACGAGGAGCAGGACCGUCUGUCGCGCGAUCUCGGACCCUGGGAAGACGACGGACACGUCUCGUCUGCGACGACGAGCGUCACGGGGCACGACCGGUCGCAGGAGGACCUGAAGACGCUCGACCAGGCGCAGGAGGACGACGGGACCUUCCACCUCAGCUAUAUCGACAGCGAGGCCACCCCGACUCAUAUCUCGCACAUGGCUGUUGUGCCGCAAGUGACGCCGCAGAUCCACCGGCUCAUCGUCUUCCAGAUAUCCUUCCCGAUAUUCAUCAUGUUCGUGAGCCUGUCGACGAUAAUCGAUGUGGCCAAGCACCGCAGCACACCGACGCCAUUUGGCACGCAGCAUGUGGUGCUCCUCACCAAUGCGUGGGCCCCCGCCAUCGUAUUCGGUUCCUUGAAGGGUGUCCGACAAAACAUUGUAUCUUUCUGCCGGUCGCGCUGGCGAUAGCGACUGGACACUCGGACUUGUCUUCUUUCCUAUCUUGGCUAACCACCUCUCUCACUGUAUCUUAGACACACACACACACCGUAUACACCCACACACAUAUAAACAUACAUCCCGUGUAACUAGAGACCACAGCGGUCCUCUCUCUAAUUGCUCGCGCUGAAUAUACGUGUAAGCGCGUUCCGACGCGUGUCUAAUUGGCGUCACAUGUGACUGCACGCGUCGUGGCUGUCCACUUGCGCAAAGUGACUCUUUCAUCCUACUCACCACCACCCACGCGACUCGUCGAUCAUCUGCUCAUGGUCCGACCCAAUCCGUCAGUCAUCCCGGUCCAAUUUCCUUGCUAGAGAGUCUCUUAACACGUCGCGCACUCGCAG